AUGGCCGAGGCUCACGACAUUGUCGCGACAUCCAAGUUCAAGUCUUCGAAGCCUGCUAGCUCAGUCCGGUCACGGCAGCAGCAGGACGACGUGGUGGACGAUUGGGACGCUGAAAGCAGUGACGAUGGCAACAGCAAGGAUAAUGUGGACUCGAAACAAGCCGAUGUCUUUCACGCUUCCAAGGAGCAGUGGUCGGAAGCCAACGCACGAGCACCAGCUGCUGUUCCGAUUGUCGCCUCGGGUCACGCUCGUACUCUGCCAGGUGCAGCAUACGGAGACCGAAUGCAGACGAAAGACGGCCAGCAAGCUCGAGAUAUGCACAACGGCGGCAUGACAAUCGCGGCAGCUCCGCCGCGGAUCCUACAGCGUCCCAAAGAGGCCGUCCCAGGCAUGCGAAGUGAUGGAACAGCCGCCAAUGUGACGAAAGGAUCGCAAGAGCACAAGACGGUGGAGCAACGCCAAGAGGAGUAUCGCCUGGCUCGCGAGAGGAUCUUUGGCGUCCCGUCGCGACCCUCCUCUUCAGGCAGGGGUCGCUCGUCAAAAGAGAAGCCGUAG
This is a messenger RNA of Kalmanozyma brasiliensis GHG001, 555 nucleotides long. RefSeq names its product SUZ domain protein. The record is from RefSeq and is a predicted model, not a curated record. Lineage: Eukaryota; Fungi; Basidiomycota; Ustilaginomycetes; Ustilaginales. Bases 1 to 555 code for a protein of 184 amino acids. The transcript is spliced from 2 exons.